This is a messenger RNA of Limanda limanda (common dab), 3458 nucleotides long. It is a transcript of the gene ercc2, whose product is annotated as excision repair cross-complementation group 2. Gene Ontology annotation, biological process: positive regulation of mitotic recombination; transcription by RNA polymerase II; nucleotide-excision repair. Lineage: Eukaryota; Metazoa; Chordata; Actinopteri; Pleuronectiformes; Pleuronectidae. Gene Ontology annotation, molecular function: hydrolase activity, acting on acid anhydrides, in phosphorus-containing anhydrides; damaged DNA binding; ATP binding. Gene Ontology annotation, cellular component: nucleus. Bases 120 to 2402 code for a protein of 760 amino acids. The record is from RefSeq and is a predicted model, not a curated record. The transcript has 23 exons.
CCCAGUUUUCAUCGUGUUUGUUUCAUCUUUUAGUUAUUUAUAUUUAUAUAUGAUUUAAAGUCAGUUGAAGAAGAAGAAGAAGAAGAGGAAGAGGAGGAGGAAGCGGAAGCUGCAGCAACAUGAAGCUCAACAUCGAGGGUUUGCUGGUGUAUUUCCCGUACGACUUCAUUUACCCUGAGCAGUACUCCUACAUGCUGGAGCUGAAGAGGACUCUGGAUGCUAAGGGUCAUGGAGUCUUGGAGAUGCCGUCAGGAACAGGGAAGACUAUUUCUCUGCUGUCGCUCAUCGUCGCCUAUCAAAAAGCCUUUCCUUUGGAAGUGACCAAAUUAAUUUACUGCUCCAGAACAGUUCCAGAGAUCGAGAAGGUGGUGGAAGAGCUGAGGAAACUGAUGGAGUAUUAUUCCAAGGAAACUGGAGAAAGCAACAACUUCCUGGCUCUGGCUCUUUCCUCCAGAAAGAACCUCUGCAUCCACCCUGAGGUGAGCGCUCUGCGCUUCGGGAAGGAAGUGGACGGGAAGUGCCACACUCUGACAGCCUCGUACAUCCGAGCACAACGCCACAGCGACCCCGACCUGCCCGCCUGUCGCUUCUAUGAGGAGUUCGAUGCCGUCGGCCGCCAGGUGCCCCUCCCACCUGGCGUCUACAACCUGGACGACCUGAAGGACUUUGGCAAGAGGAAAGGCUGGUGUCCGUAUUAUCUGGCACGAUACUCGAUCCUGCACGCCAACAUCGUAGUGUACAGCUACCACUACCUGCUGGAUCCCAAGAUCGCCGACCUGGUGUCCAAGGAACUCUGCAAGAAAUCUGUUGUGGUGUUUGAUGAGGCUCAUAAUAUUGACAACGUAUGUAUCGACGCCAUGAGUGUGAACAUCAGCCGACGCACACUCGACCGCUGCCAGACCAACGUGGACACGCUGCAGACGACCAUUCAGAACAUCAAGGAGACGGACACGGCCAAGCUGAGGGACGAGUACAGGCGACUGGUGGAGGGGCUGAAGAAUGCCAACGUUGCCCGGGAAACGGACGUCUACCUCUCAAAUCCAGUGUUACCAGAUGAAAUUCUUAAAGAGGCAGUUCCUGGAUCUAUUCGCACAGCCGAGCACUUUGUUGGUUUCUUGAGGCGUUUACUGGAAUAUCUGAAAUCCCGUCUGAGGGUCCAACACGUGGUCCAGGAGAGCGCCCCCCAGUUCCUCAAAGACAUCUUCGACAAAGUCUGCAUCGACCGGAAACCUCUGAGGUUCUGUGCAGAGCGGCUGCAGUCUUUACUACGAACUCUGGAGAUCGCAGACAUCGCCGACUUCUCAGCUGUGACUCUCAUCUCUAACUUUGCUACCCUGGUCAGCACCUACAGCCAAGGUUUUACCAUCAUCAUCGAGCCUUUUGAGGACAGAACUCCGACCAUCGCAAACCCUGUCCUGCACUUCAGCUGCAUGGAUCCGUCUAUAGCCAUCAAACCAGUUUUUCAGAGGUUUCAGUCGGUCAUCAUCACCUCAGGGACUCUCUCUCCACUGGACAUCUAUCCCCGAAUCCUGGACUUCCGUCCCGUUACCGUGGCGUCCUUCACCAUGACACUAGCACGGACCUGCCUCUGUCCCCUGAUCGUUGGGAGAGGAAAUGACCAGGUGGCCCUGAGCUCCAAGUUUGAGACCAGAGAAGACUUCGCUGUGAUCCGUAACUAUGGCAACCUGCUUCUUGAGAUGUCGGCCAUUGUCCCUGACGGCAUUGUGGCGUUUUUCACGAGCUAUAUGUAUAUGGAGAAUAUAGUGGCAGCUUGGUAUGAACAGGGAAUCCUCGAGAACAUCCAGAGAAACAAACUCAUCUUCAUCGAGACUCAGGAUGCUGCAGAGACCAGCAUGGCCCUGGAGAAAUACCACGAGGCUUGUGAGAACGGCAGAGGAGCCAUCCUCCUGUCGGUGGCCAGAGGAAAAGUGUCUGAGGGAAUCGACUUUGUUCACCACUUUGGUCGGGCGGUCAUCAUGUUUGGAGUUCCUUAUGUUUACACCCAGAGCCGCAUCCUAAAGGCUCGUCUGGAAUACCUUCGGGAUCAGUUUCAGAUCAAAGAGAACGACUUCCUCACGUUUGAUGCCAUGCGUCACGCAGCUCAAUGUGUGGGCAGAGCCAUCAGAGGCAAGACCGACUACGGACUCAUGAUCUUCGCUGACAAACGUUACGCCCGAGCAGACAAACGUGGGAAACUCCCUCGCUGGAUUCAGGAGCACAUCAGCGACGGCAGUCUGAACCUCACGGUGGACGAGGCCGUCCAUCUCUCAAAGCACUUCCUCCGGCAGAUGGCUCAGCCUUUCAGACAGGAGGACCAGCUGGGUCUGUCUCUGUUGACUUUUGAGCAGCUGCAGUCUGAGGAGAUGCUGAAGAAAAUAAGUCUGAUGGCUCAUCAGAAUUAAAGGUGACAUACACCCCAUAAUGUCAUCACCAAGGCAACCGGUCGGUGUUAAUUAUGUACCACUUGUAUAACUGAUCAUGAGCCGAAGCUAGUUUCCUGUCUUCAGAGUAAAAUAUCAUGACAAAACAGAAGCUGCCACUUGGAUCCAUUUAAAGUAUUGGGCCGUACAGUACUGUAAAAACUAUCUUCAAUUGAAUCUUGUUUGUUUUCCCCCUGGUGGUCAAAGUUAGCAGCCUAUUUCCAGUUUGACUUAAGUUUCCCUUCAUUUCCCUCGUUAAAGAACUCAGUGUUACACGUUAGGAGAGGAGGGGGGGGCAGGACAGUUUGAAAACUGUGUGUACAUUUUCAUUAUACUGCAAAAACUGUUACUUCAAUCAAAGCAACACUAUGCAACUUUCCUACUUUAAACCAGCAGCUGGAUUAAAUGUGUUUGAUGGUUCAGUGACUGUGAAGAAGGAGAGGUUUCCUCCUUCGCUCCCUGAACGUCUGUUCUCUGUAACUCUGGUGAGUGGGUUCCAUCUCCUGUGAGAAGAAGUGACUGAGAGUCUCAGCUUCAACUGUCACAAUCAGCUGCAGGUGAAGAGUGAAGCUGAACUGAGAUCAGUUAAUCAUGAAGAAUUCUAAACAGAGUUUGGUGGAUUUGUUACAGCCGCAGUUCUGUUGGUUCAGGAAGCAGAGGAUCAUGGGUAAUAUCCAGCGUUCAGUUGGGUUUCAGUUCAACACAUUGAUAGACAUCGCUCCGAGGGCUCUGUUGCUUAGGAACAGUUACAUAGUGUUGCUUUAAACUUCUAAUGUCCGUUUCAAACCAACAUCAUGUUGAAAGGUAACUUGUUAUGUUUGAAGCAAGCUGGUUUAACAUGUUGCAUUAAUAACAGGAACAUCAUUCCACCUGUGGGUGAAACAUUGAUCCACAUAGUGUCUGUCAUACAGACACGACUGCUGUUGGUCGACUUUACUACUGCAACUGUAAAUAGUCACAUUUUGAAUGUGAAUGUAUCUGAAUGUUUGUCUGUUUUUUCACCAGGAGGUUGUAAUAAACAUGUUUCUAUUUUUACAA